Molecule: messenger RNA, 1578 nt
Organism: Letharia columbiana
Lineage: Eukaryota; Fungi; Ascomycota; Lecanoromycetes; Lecanorales; Parmeliaceae
Exons: 1
Coding region: 1-1578 (525 amino acids)
Source: RefSeq, a predicted model, not a curated record
AUGGACAUUGGAUACAAUGCGGCGCGAAUCCUUUAUCUUCCCUUCGAGUUGUGGGGCUCAGUCUGUCAAUGGCUUAAAAAGGACGAUAUUAGGAGCACACGCCUAGCGUGCAGACUCUUCAAUGAGGUAGCAUCCCCGUUCCUAUUGCAACGGGUAUGGAUAUCCUCAAAUUCCGAGGACCAGAAGACUCUGACAGCUAUUUCGCUACAUCAAAUCUUCAGCAAGUACGUCAAGGAGAUAUACUACGAUAGCACUAUAUACGACCCAGAUCUACUCAGCAUUUUCAACGAUGAUAGGUCUUAUAGAAAAUAUAUACGCAGAUUCCUGAAAGAUAGAUCGAGGACUAUCUGGCCGAAGAACGCAUUACGAUAUGCUAUUUCUCAGUAUAAGGCGAGAUGCAAAGAACAGAUUGAGCUCCAAGCCUACGAAGGAGCGCACCUAAUGCGGUCAUCAGACGCUCCGCCUAAUUUUGGGUCUCUCCUUACAGCCGCGAAAGGAAGCGAGGAAGUACCACAUCGCCUAGAUGUCGAUACAUUUGACAGGUAUCUACCUGCGGACCUCCUAUGCCUCCUCCGCGCUCUCCAACGCAUGCCAAGUGUGAGAAAUUUUGGCAUCUCUGACCGUCGAUGGUCAGAGUCCAAAUACUGGUGGCACGACUGCCGAGAGUACGCUACAUUCUGCGAUCUCAACGAUAAAUCCAACAUUGUUCACUCGGAGACAGUUCGAAGUCGGCAGACAGUGCAAAUUCAUCCACAGCACUGGCCUCAUAAUGCCGGUUGGCAUGCCGUUGAUUGGGAGCACUCCAGGUUGUGGUAUCGUGGCUUCUACGUACUCACACAAGCAGCAUCAAUGUUGAACCUGAAGCAGCUUCGAUCAUUCGUCACUGAUAGUGCAAAGCAGGGUAUUUCAUACACAGUGCUAGAUAUGGCCAGCACAGAGCUUAUGCAUACUUGCAACGCCUUUCGACAUCUCGCAACUAUCAGCUUGCAGAUCGACACGCAAAAUGGUAAUUCCCAGUGGAAUUGGAUCAAGUUUUUGGGCGGUGGCAACGUUGCUCUAAUGCUCACUGCUGCCCAGGGCCUUAAGCAUCUGGACUUAGGGUUCGAUAUGCCUUACACCGAAAUUCGUGAGCUUGCGAAGCUGCUUGGACACCUUGCCUGGCCGUGUCUCCAACAUGUCGGCCUGAGCAACAUGAUCUUGGAGGAAGAUGAGCUCGUGGCUUUCCUUACGAGGCAUAUCAGCACACUUGAAUCGAUCUCCUUGGACUACAUGAUUCUUUCCAAACACCACCCUCAAGAUCGCAUAUUUGAAGAUUGGACCCCAAAGUCAUGGAAAGGUGCAUUUCGAAGCAUGAGCGUACUGGCUCUGAACAAUCUUUGUAUUUCCAUACCUCUCAGCGACGGCGAACCACGUUCAACGCGAGGUUACUGGCAUAGUGAUGACCCCGCGAAAGUUAACCGCUUCCUGGCCUCUGGUGGACACACAGGGUUUGCUGAAAAUGAACUUCAGUAUGAUCGGGAGCAGCAGCGACAAUGGCUCCAGGCACAGUGGGAGUAUGAAAAUUUGGAUCGAGAAUAG